This is a messenger RNA of Serendipita indica DSM 11827, 1287 nucleotides long. NCBI's taxonomy places the organism in Eukaryota, Fungi, Basidiomycota, Agaricomycetes, Sebacinales, Serendipitaceae. The record is from the annotation of a GenBank genome assembly.
AUGGCAGAUCUCGGUUCGCAGCUUCUGGGAGCUAGAACACCGCGUAAGACGCCUGGAACGCUCUCUGCACGCCGUUCAAACGUCUCAUUGCGGCAGUCUGGAUCGCUCGCGCAAGACUUGGGAGGAUCGGACAACGAUGGAGGCCAGCGAUUCACCCUUGCUCAUGAACUCGCAGCAGCCCUCAUGCCGGAUCCAAACUCGUCGUCGCGCAUGCUCGCUGAUGAGUUUGGGAUCGAGCUAGAAGAGGACGGAGACGGCGAGGCCGAGACCACUCCUGAUGACAAUCUCCAAAUUCAUGUCCCGCAACAUGUUGAUAAUCCACCAGAGCUUGCUCAGGCUGAACCUUUACCUGUAAAACCAGCGCCCAGCCGUGGCCUGUCCUCGGUGGCGGGAGACGGCCCAGAUGUAGCAGCCAUUCGCAAGCAAUCACCUCCACCAGUAUUCGAAAAGGAUCCCUUUCUUGUCCUCAACCAAAGUCUAAAAUCCACGGACAAGUUUAUCAAUCAACUCAGACGACUCGACUCUGAGCCCGCGCAUACUUCUUUGGCAUCGCAAGAGUCCUCCCUCGAAGAGCUCGCAGCAACUAUCAUCCGCAAGCUUGACGAGACUACGCGUGCCCGGGAGGAGCAGGUGCGAGAGUUGCUCGGGUACGAGAGAGAAUUUCGUAAAAUUGCAGGGGAGAUUGGUGGAAACGACCUAUUAGGAGAUUUAGACGAGCUUGAGAGAAUAGAUGGUCUCAUAGACGAGCAGAGCGCUCCCAAAGAGCCGACCCAAACCGACGAAGAGCUCACUGUACCGCGCCACACCCGUCCAGUUUCGAGUGCUUGGGAGGAUGCCCCAGACCCACACAGUCUGGACGCGCUAAUGGAGGAAGAAGAAGAAGAAGAGGAGGAAGAGGAAGACGGUUACAACGAGCCCAAUACUCCUGCAAAGGAUGUCACAUUUUUACCCCCUUCCCCUCCUUCGACGGGUCCCCCGACACCAUCAAGUACCCUCCCACACCUCGCUCACAUGCGCACCAUCACUCAGUCACUAGUAAGCUCGCUUGGGACUAUCUCGGAGCAAGCGCAGGUCAACGCUGCAGCUACGACCGAAGCCGGUCGAAAGAUUAGAAUGCUCAAGAAUAAGCUCGGUGGCUGGAAGUCCGAGUGGGAGAGUGCAGAACGAAGUAGGAUUAGAAUUGAGAAGUGGGAAGCAGGAAUAUGGGACGAUGGUACCGAUAUCACCGUCCUGAGUCCUACCUCUCCUCGAGACUCGUCUCCACCAGACUCGCUGCCCAAGGGGUGA